Drosophila elegans is the source of this 2258-nucleotide messenger RNA. RefSeq lists its product as uncharacterized. NCBI's taxonomy places the organism in Eukaryota, Metazoa, Arthropoda, Insecta, Diptera, Drosophilidae. Bases 1 to 2082 code for a protein of 693 amino acids. The record is from RefSeq and is a predicted model, not a curated record. The transcript has 2 exons.
AUGUCAAAAAAGCUCCCAACUAUAUCCGUAACUGCCGACAAGCGUUCCACACACUCCGAUUUAUCCUCCUCAUCGUCAUCCCAUGACACCGAUAGCAAUGACAUGGAUUAUGGGCGCAAUGGCGCCGGGGGCGUAACCGAUGUCGAAGAUUUUGACAGUCAGGUGGAGGUGCUGAAGCCAAGCUCCCGGCGGAACUCUUGCAAUGCCUCCUUGAAACCCAAAGCCCAUUUUAAAGCAAGUGGUGGCGACAAUGAUGUCACUGACGUGGAGGACUACGAUACUGAAUCUGACGAUGAUGAAAAGAGCACGGCAUACCCCGAACUAAAGCUGUCGCUGAGAGAGUUUCUCCAGCAGGGACACCAGAAUCAGGAAGCAGUCGACAAUGAUGCGAAAGAGAGCUGUGAGAUAAUAGCUGGUGAUUUUGUGCAGGCACAAAACCUGAAUGGAAUGGCAGACUAUCUGACUGAUUGUGAGGACUACGAUACCGAUUCUGAAGUGGGCUAUGGCUGUGAGAAAUCCGUCUGCGUUGAUCUGGACCAUGCUAUGGGCGAUCAGGGUCGAGUCAACAUAGCCGAUGGCGAGAAAAACCAGGACGAUUCCGAUCAGUACGAAGAUGUGUCUGUGAUUAGUGACAUCAGCGAUUUAGCCUCAGCCAUGUCCAAUUGCACCGGUAUUGGGGUGCGGGGCAUGUCCGAAGAUGAGGUUUUGGAGGUAUCCGAUAGUGGCCACGAAGAGGUUUGCCAGAUUGCCUGCUCGGGCAGCGAUUCCGAGUCAGAGGGGGCCGCUGCCUGGAGUCGGAGUGUAAGUGAAAAUAGUUUUCCGGCCAUUGAUGUGGCCUUUAUAAGUGCCAGUGGUCAGCCGCGACGUAACUCCAAGUCCAGUAUGCUCAUGUCAGGACAGAAGAAUUUUUUGCAACUUGCUGCGAAAAACGAAGAGGUUUUAACUGAUGUUGAGGGCAUCGACGACUCGGCAGCAGAAGAUAGCUUUGAUAAUGAGGAGGACGACGAGCAGCCCAUUCCUCGCGCCAUUAUCCUUGCCUCCGGCGAUGACGGCACCUGUCUUACUGAUGUGGAGGACAUGUUCUGUGAGGACACAUCGUUGUCUAGUGCAGAACCCGAAGUGCGAUCAAUCUGCCACAAAGCCCUCCCACUUCCACAUCGCGAGGUGGUGGAAUUAAAGGAGGAUAAGUAUGGUGACACUAUUACCAAUGUAAUGCCAAUGGACAGCAACUAUGAGUUUGGAAUUUACAACCACCUGAAGGACAUGAUCCACACCGAUUCCGAGGACUAUUCGUGCGCCGAUGAAUGGAGCCUUCAGCAUUCUCUGGUCGAAGACGCUGCGGUGGGUGGACCCAGCCUUAUUGAAAACGAGGUGAUCGUGUCCAAUGAACUUUUGAAACAGCAACAAAACAAACGCCUAGAGGUGCAGUCUAACGCAGAGUCCGUAACAGAUGUUGAGGAGAUUUUUGUGGCCGGAACAAAUCGCCGCAAGAAGCUUAAGACUCGCACUCUGAGCAAAGGCAAGAAUAAAUUACUCGAAGCCGUUAAGGGAAAAGAGGAGGGCGUUACAGAUGUCGAGGACAUGGAUCUGAGUGAAUGCGGCUUACCUCCGGGCGUAAAGCGCAUUGAGCAACUAAAACAACAGGCUAAGAGCUUAAAUGCGGGCAAAGUAUCUGAUGCCGAUGACGUAUCCACAGAUGAUGUCUCCGACAUAUCGGAAAUCUCCGACGCUCCAUCGCUAUCGACGGGGGAAAAGUGUAUCGGCAAGACAAAGCCACAACCGCUUCACUUCCGUUUGCUAAACGAUGAUAUAAUGAAUCAGCAGCACACCGAUAUUGAAGACGUUCAGUUGCCGUCGGAUGCGGAGGAUGCACUAGAACCACCUGUCAUUCCAGUGGCUAACAGCAAUAGUAAGGAGCUAAAUGAUAUGUUGAACGAGAGCUACACGGUGGUGCACGAGAAGAGUGGUCGCAGUUUCAACAGCGAAGCCGAGAAGCUGCAUACAAAAGGCAUGAUCCGAGAUGCCCAUACCGACGUUGAGUAUGUUGAGUCCGACGAGUCAGUCGCUAGGGGAGGCAACUAGCCUCCUUUCCGUGCCCUCAUACGGUCCCAAGCUGUUGCCAAAAUAAAUCUCAACAAUAGUUUAUAAGUGUUCAUAGAUACGAAAACCCAACACACACACUCAAGCAUUUUAAACCCUACAGGAAAAAAAAGUAGAACUACCCACUCUGGAAGCAGCAAAUAUCUCAAAGGAAAUAA